Messenger RNA from Trypanosoma theileri, 1056 nucleotides. Its product is annotated as rab-like GTPase activating protein. Bases 1 to 1056 code for a protein of 351 amino acids. The record is from RefSeq and is a predicted model, not a curated record. NCBI's taxonomy places the organism in Eukaryota, Euglenozoa, Kinetoplastea, Trypanosomatida, Trypanosomatidae. The transcript has a single exon.
AUGGGUGAAUUGCACGCUGAGAAGAUUGUGCCGCCGGUCUCAGAUCACAUGUACACAUCCACAUCCGGCCGCAAUCUAAAUGCACCGCACGGCCGUACGACUGACCGCUUCGGUUUUUACAUCACCGCGAAGGAAAAGAUAGCGGAGGAUGCCUACACUCAACGACAUCCAGAGAGUCCAGAGAAACAAAAGGCAUGGUCAAAGUUAAUAAGGGGAUGGAAUUACACAUCAUAUGAAACAAAAAAAUCGUUUUGUCGCGAAGGCAUUCCUCAGUCAUUUAGACGUACGGUGUGGCCUUUACUGCUUAAUAGUUACGGUUGGUCACUUGAAAAGUGUGGAAAUUAUAAUUUAUUAAAGUCUCAGUCAAUAGCCGAUGAUGAGGUAUUUGAGGUAAUAGAACGUGAUUUGGGAAGAACCUUUCCAACCCAUCAAUGGUUUGAGGAAGAGAAUGGAAUUGGUCGAACUAAACUUCGGGGUAUUUUGCGUGCAUACGCUAAUUUAGAUCCAACCGUAGGAUAUGUACAAGGAAUGGGUUUUUUAGCCGCUACUCUUCUUCUUCAGAUUGAAGAUGAGGAAAGUACUUUUUGGGCUUUUGUUUCUUUAAUGCAGGAACCAAAGUACGGAAUGGCUGGAAUUUACGCUCGUGGUUUCCCUUUCUUAUAUUUACGUUUUUAUCAAUUGAAAAAACUCAUGAAACGAAAAUGUCCUUCUAUUCUUAAACGUAUUGAAGUAUAUGGAAUUGAUCCAACUGUAUAUGCAACCAAUUCUUAUUUAACAUUGUUUUCAUACGACUUAAAUUUUGGUUUGCUCUCUCGUAUAUGGGAUAUGUUCUUGUGUGAAGGAUGGAAAAUCAUUCACCGAGUGAUUAUUGCUCUUUUAUUAAUGAAUAAGAAGAUAUUAGAGAGUGCAAGAGAUGAGAAUGAACUCCUCUUAGCUUUAAGGGAUAUAUAUCAUGAUAAAGAUCCUGAUAUGAUCAUUCGAAAAGCGCUCAAGGUAAAAUUUAAGACCGCUCAAUUACUCCGGUGGGAAGCCAAAUACAGAAUGACAAACAAGUGA